This is a messenger RNA of Laccaria bicolor S238N-H82, 177 nucleotides long. RefSeq lists its product as uncharacterized. The transcript has a single exon. Lineage: Eukaryota; Fungi; Basidiomycota; Agaricomycetes; Agaricales; Hydnangiaceae. Bases 1 to 177 code for a protein of 58 amino acids. The record is from RefSeq and is a predicted model, not a curated record.
AUGACUGAUCGUACGGAUGGUACAUCGUCGUCGCCUAAUCAUGCACACCACCGGAGACCAGAGAACCAGGAGGAAGAGGACAAGCUUGGAAGUGAAGGUGAAGAUGCGGGGGUCUUUAAGCGAGAUCGGGCGCUCGCAAUGAUGAAGAAGACGAGGGGCUAUGACGCUAGAAUCUAA